Molecule: messenger RNA, 1611 nt
Organism: Adineta ricciae
Lineage: Eukaryota; Metazoa; Rotifera; Eurotatoria; Adinetida; Adinetidae
Source: the annotation of a GenBank genome assembly
AUGUUCAGACUCAAUCCAUCACCGUUAAUUUACCUGCAGAAUCCAUCUUUAGGGAACUUUCUUUUCAAUAUCCAAGUACACUGUCAUGUCCAUGUUCACAAACAUCCAUUCGUCAAGAUCAUUUUAUAUCUUUCAAUCCUCAAUAUCAUUCUAUCUGNCAGUGAGUUCGCAGCUGAGUACGUUCUUACCAAUGAAGUUCUGACCUAUGAAGCUUUUGACUAUCAAAUCGAACAACUUGUCAGCCAAAUGAAAUCAGCAGCCACCAGUAAUAUAAGACACAUCAGUGAUUUUCUUUCAUUACAUAUUUUUCAAAACCAUAUUUUUACGGCGCUGCGUACCAAUCUCCGCUAUAGAGUCAUGCCUGGAAGUUCAUUUCUUAUUAACAGUGUUAUGCAAUAUUAUACUUCAAGUACAAUUUGUUCGUGCGAUGAUGAUAUUGAUUGUACGUUACAAGCUAAAUUUUACAACUUCUCGGGCUAUAAUGCCGCAAAUGAUGCGUCAACUUCGACAAUGACUCCGCAAUUAUCGGUAUUAUUCACUAUACCGGGUCUGAUGAUCGGUUGUUUACCUUACAAUUCAUUGCUACUAUCAACACUCGAAUGCUUCUACGAUUCCUCCUGCAUGGAGCAAAUGCGAAACUACAUUCCAAGCUUUUCAUCAGUUCCACCAUUAUCAUCGUCUCGGUUUAAUUAUAGUACGAAAGUGAACACGCUUUUAGAUCAACUCUUCGUUGAAGUAUGGAAUGCAGAGCAUAAUUUCUCCGCUUAUUAUAAAGUCUGUUCACCAUCGUCAUGUACCUAUUCAUAUGAACGACGAUUGAAUUUCUUGUAUGGUAUUGUGACAGUAAUUAGUCUUCUUGGUGGUCUCAAUAUGAUUAUAUACAUCUCUGCACCAAUCAUCACUCGAAUCAUUCGACGAAUACAACGAUCGAAAUGCUGUUCGACGACAGGCGAUGUUAGAUUAUCUAAAAGAAAAAUUACUCACACUAAACGUUACAAAAAGCGCUUACUCUCUAUUAUUCAUAAAAUCAAAACGAAGAUGGUAAGAUUCAAUAUCUUUCGAUCAUUGGCUGAUCCCAUCGAUGGACUAUAUUCUACACGUCUGUAUUUUCUAUUACUUCUCAUUGGAAUCGUUGUUUUACUCUUUUGCACAUCAUUCUUUCCUCAAUUGUACACGGUCACUGUCAAUCAACCAUCAAUAAAUAAGUAUAAACAGUUAUCUAGACGAGACUUUACAACACUUAUCUGCCCAUGCACUCAUCUAUCUGUACCCUACUCAUCGAUUAUAAAUCUUAACGUUCGUUAUCAUCAAGUGUGCACCAGUGACUUCAUUAAAAACGACGCUUGGAUGCUUUACUUCGAUAAACGCUCCGUACCUCUCUACACUCUCGAUUUUCGUGUUCAAGGUGGAUCUUUAUUCGCCGUUCUUCAAAUAUUAUGUCAAAUGUCUAACGAGACAGUUACCAAUGAACUAACUACCUUUAAUAACAUGCAAUUUGUCGNAGAUUUUCCAGUCUCUUCUCAUGAGAUCGAUUCUUCCACUGAGAAUCAAUAUUUCAUUGUUAUAACAAUGGCAUCCUUGAAUCCACAUUUCGCAUUAUUUCAUGUAUGA